Ostertagia ostertagi is the source of this 582-nucleotide messenger RNA. Lineage: Eukaryota; Metazoa; Nematoda; Chromadorea; Rhabditida; Trichostrongylidae. The record is from the annotation of a GenBank genome assembly.
UGCAGCGUCAUUGUGAAACAACUCAAUCGUCAUGUGGCUCCAGCUUAUCGCAUCGCCACAGGCCGCGAAGGACCUCCCAAGCCGAAGCGCCAAGAAGGUCGCUUCCACCCGACCUACUCCGCCAUGAUCCGCAAGUCGGUCUCCGAACUCAAGGACAAGUCUGGAUCCUCCAAGGCUGCCAUCCUCAAGUACAUGCUGGCUCACUACAAACUCGGAGAGAAUGUGCCUAAGGUCAGCUCUCAACUUCGUUUGGCUCUGAAGCGAGCUGUCAUCAAGGGAGAUCUCAAGCAAGUGAAAGGAACUGGUGCAUCUGGAAGCUUCAAGCUCGGAGAGAAGAAAGCCGCCGCUCCAGCUGCCAAGAAGAGCAUCACCAAGAAACCCGCUGGUGCCAAGAAGCCGAAGAGCCCCAAGAAGGCCGCUGCAGCCAAGAAGCCCAAGGCCGAGAAGAAAGCGAAGAGCCCGAAGAAGGCCAAGGCACCAAAGGCUAAGAGCGCCAAGAAGCCAGCUGCCAAGUCAACGAAGCCAAAGGCCACGAAACCCAAGGUCUCCAAGCCAAAAGCGGCGAAGAAGGUCAAGGCCUAA